AUGAAACCCAUCGUUAUGACCGGCGAUAGCCCUCCGGACGGAGAAAUGCAACUAGAAGCGCUGCGACCUGGAUCGAUACAACCAGCAACAUACCUCCACGCAUGGGAAGAUGCUGUACACGGAGCUACUGGAGACUCUAGCGAGCUAUACUGGAGGAGAAAGCACGUUAAAGAAGGUAGAAAGUGGUCGACAUCAAGGCUUCGCCGUGGAAUUUUCUGGGCUUUGUUGUCUACGCUCAUUCCUGCCUUAAUCAUCUCAGUGUUGCGAGUAGUUUGCAGAGCCUCCCCGUCUGCCUCCACCGACCGAACAGCAGGCACUUCGACUCGUAGGCUGUCGCACAGUGAUGAAGGUAGCCAAGGAGACAGUACUCUAUCACGGCUCGUAGAAGAGUGUGCAGCUUUGGAGGCGGACCUGGGACUGAAUGUGUCUGAGGAAAGCAAUCAACCUGAAGGGUUGGGCGCAGCUGAACAAGUGGCAAGGAUCGCCCACACGUUGUUUCUGGAAGGCCUGGCCUUCGAGAUGCAACACGCCCAACAACCCCUCCCCACAAAUGUCCUCCCCUUGCCGCCUUCCCUUGCCAGUUCGGUUAUACACGAUCAGUAUCAGCCUGCGCAGUGGACAGUGGGCAUACCAGACCAGCAGUAUGGUGGUCAAGGCCCCCUACACAUGAGGUCCGACUUGAGGGACUCACAGCCUCAGCCUGGAGGUCUACCGCCUGAAACUGUGUCGUCCUCUCCCCAGCCUCUUGGUGAAGCUUUUCAGCCUUUCUCUUCGGGCACCCAAUCUUUUUCUGUGGUUCCCUCACCUGAUUUUUGGACUCCUCUGGCUGCAUCUGCGAGUUCCCAGCCCCUUGUUGCAGCUUUUCAGUCCGUUGAAGCUCGCCAUCCUGCAGUGGCAGCGCCCCAGCCAGUUGGUUUGUUCUCUCAAACUGCACCAUUGCUGCGCCAGGUUGGUGCACAGCGCAGUUCAAACGAACGACGCCGUACAAGGGUUUCACGGAAGCCUUAUAUGGCGCUCGAUCCCGAUUCCUGGGUGGAUGUAAUACCUGCGGUCGACGUUUCCCUUGAGGGACGGAGAGAGAGCCAGACAUCUCCCCUUCAAGGGAUAUCUCUAGAUCAGGCAGCGCCUUGCUCAAGCGCUGCAUACGAGGCGUCUGCAGGAGAAGCAGAAGGUGCAAGGGCAGGCCAGAGCUCCUUAGAACCGUCAGCAGCUGGUGCAGGCAAGGCCCUUGCAACAGCGCCAGGGGCACAUGGUGCAAGCGAGAUUUCUUCAGCAACAGGAGCGCCAGCCGCAACAGCUGUCUUCAACCCGGAGUGGAUCCGAACGCACCCAUACGUCAAUCUGCCUGUUUUGCAGGAGGGAGUGGUGCCGCCGCUCAUUCCGCUGUCGCCUUCGAAUUUCCGUGUUACCAAGGGCACGUCAGUGCGCAAGGCUUUGGCUGUUUUUCGCCGCAUGUUCUUGUCGCAGACGCUGAGCCAGGCGGAUGCGGUCGUGCUUGCAGAGGAUGUCUACAGGCUUGCGAUUGCGUCGGCCGUUCGUGCGCGGGCAGCCAAGCGGAUGCGCCGCGCUUUGCAUGGCGCCGCAAAUAUAGGGCAACAGUUUCUGGCUUUAGACGCGAUUGUGUCUGCAAUGCACGUCCUAGGGCAGUCGCCUUCUUCUUGCACUUGGUGGGAGGCAUUUGUCCAAUGCUUCGAUACGAGCUAUCGGUACCCCGAACCAGCACGCCGCGCCAAACGUGACAGUACCACGUUAAAUAUAAACCUCGCCAAUCGUAUGUUGGCUGCCAUGUCCAUCUACAAAACAGGAAACCGACCGGAGCUUGAGGAGAUUAUACAUCUGAAGCGGAUCCUUUUCUUCUCACCCUAUGCACCCUUAAUCUUCAAGGAUAUUUGGUGGGGCACGUGGAGAUCUGAUCAUCUACGGUUUGAAAAGGAACAUCCGUCGUUUUCUGAAUGGCUCAGGAAGCGAAGGCAUCCGCCGAAAUGA
Molecule: messenger RNA, 1986 nt
Organism: Eimeria mitis
Lineage: Eukaryota; Apicomplexa; Conoidasida; Eucoccidiorida; Eimeriidae
Exons: 1
Coding region: 1-1986 (661 amino acids)
Source: RefSeq, a predicted model, not a curated record